UUUCUGCAUUCUUAUUUUUGUUUGUGUUAAUAAGUGUAUCUGAUAAGUGUAUCUGUUUAAUAAAAUGUGUUACAACUGAUACAUGUUAUGUAACAUAAUCGCUUUAUUUAAUUACCAGUAUUAAGAUCGAGUUUUAUUUGAAUAAGUGCAAUUACCUUCAAUAAUUAUAUACUAAUACAAUAAAAUUUAAGUUGAUAAUAGAUUUCAGCUUUCUACAUUUGUAUCACACAUCCAAAAUAUGUUAGGUUGUUGUUGGUGUUGUUCAGCUUUACGACCAAGGUACAAAAGACUAGUUGAUAACAUUUUUCCAAUAAAUCCGCAGGAGGGGCUUGUCAAAAAUAAUAUGGAGAAAUUAACAUUCUACUCAUUGAGUAGCCCAGAAAAAUUGGAUAGAAUCGGAGAGUAUUUAUUUCAACGAGCUUCAAGAGAUAUUUAUAGACGACGAAAUGGAUUCGUUAUUAUUGCUAUGGAAGCAAUGGAUCAGCUUCUACUUGCUUGUCAUGCACAAACUUUGAAUCUUUUUGUUGAAAGCUUUUUGAAAAUGAUUCAAAAACUUUUAGAAUCCACAGAUCCUCAACUACAAAUUUUGGCUACACAAUCGUUUGUCCGCUUUGCCAACAUCGAGGAGGACACGCCAUCUUAUCACACACGUUACGAUUUCUUUGUAUCAAAGUACUCUGCCAUGUGUCACGCCAACAACGACAAUCUGGAAACUCGUAAACAGAUUCGACUUGCCGGUAUUCAAGGGUUGCAAGGUGUCGUGAGGAAAACCCUUUCUGAUGAUUUAGUAGAAAAUAUUUGGGAAUCAGUGCACAUGGAUAAAAUUGUUCCAUCACUCUUAUAUAAUAUGCAAACUGCAAGGUAUGUGGAGAAAGAAAAUUCAACACCAGAUAGUCCCACAGAAGAGAGGUCAAAUCCUCCCCAGUUUGCUGAAACAUGUAUGCGGGAACUUGUCGGUCGUGCGUCUUUUGGUCAUAUCCGUUGUGUCAUUCGACCUGUAUUGAGACACUUGGAUAACCAUCAAUUAUGGGUUCCUAAUUGUUUUGCAAUCCACACAUUCCGAAUAAUUAUGUUUUCUAUUCAAUCACAAUAUUCCUAUACAGUCGUUGAAGCUUUAAUGACUCAUCUCGAUGAUAACUCAAAAUCUUCACCGAAAAUUCGAACAAGUAUUGCAGAUACAUUGUCAAAAAUUAUUGCCAUCGCUGCAGGAGAAAGUGUGGGGCCAUCUGUACUAGAGAUAAUAAAUUCUCUUCUUUCUCAUUUGCGUAUAAGUGUAACAAGAAAUCAGUAUUCUAGUAAUGAUGAGCAGCUUUAUCAAGAAGCUCUCAUUAACGCUCUUGGAGAAUUCGCAAACCAUCUUCCAGAUUAUCAAAAAAUUGAAAUAAUGAUGUUUAUAAUGAGUAAAGUUCCAUGUAGUCAACCAGAUCGUUUUAUUACUGUUGGAAAAGGAGACGUCUUAUUACAAAGUAUACUAUUAAAAUCUUUGUUAAAGGUUGGCACAAAAUAUCAAACAAUUCACUUGAACACGACAUUCCCGCCAAGUUUUUUGGAGCCUUUAUUACGAAUGUCUCUCGUAGCUGAUGCUGAGAUGAGACUUUUAGUUCAAAAAAUUUUCCAUACAUUAAUUGACAGACAUCACAAUAUUAAUAAGCUUACAAAACCCACGCUUAAUAUAUUAGAACUUGAUCUUGUGGUUAACAAAUCAUCUCGUCCAGAUGUAAUAUUUAUCCGUAAACAUGGUCCAGAAAUAUAUUUGGCACUUUAUGAAUCGAUUGAACUUCCGAGUAAUACCGUUGAAAAUAUAGAAGCGAUAUAUACCACAUUGGCUCUUCUUAUUGUAGAAUUGGCUUCUGAAGAAACGGUUCUAGAACAAUUAAGACUUAUUUUGAGCCUUCAAGAUCUUGCUAUUGUUAAUAGUCAACUUAGUACAACGUUGAAGUUAAAUUUACAUGCAAUUGUUGUAAGCUUAUUGAUUCUUAUCUCUCACGUCUGUAGUUUGACUUAUCUUAUUGAUUAUGUUGAAAAGAUUAUUAGUGCUCGUGAAAAAGAAGGAAUUCAUCUGUUGCCACCACUAGAAUCUGACUAUGAUGAUGAUUUGCCCACCAAAUUUUCUAGUUCUAUGCUAGUUGAUCAAAGCAUAGUGACCGAGUGUCUAAAAAUGGCCGGUUUUGAUGCUGGAAAAUUACAGCAAGGUUCUAAAUACAAUAGUAAUUCUUUACAACAUCGUCAUUCUUGGGUUGAUACUGCUGGACGUACUUCUAUUACGGAUAUCAAUUCUGGAAGUGUAGAACUAGAUAGCGGAGGUUCAUCUCCAGGAACACAAAAAAAACUGAUGGUCGAAGAGUUAACAUUUGAAAGUAUGAAAAAAAUAUUAACUGAAUCUAGUAACAUCCAGAAUGAGGAUGAAGAGAAAAGAAUACAAUUAUCAGAAUACUUUAGAAAUGCCUCAUUUCAAGAUCUCAUACUUAAAACUCAACCACAGCACGAUGUAUUGCAGAGUAAACUAUCUGAUAUAUUUAAUUCACUUACGGUGGAGCCAAGAAAUUUAUCUCAACAAAAUAUUCAAGCAAUUGACCCUAAGUCAACUCCAACACCAGCAUACGAAAUUCAUUUUCCAGAGUUAUUUGUUUAUUAAAAUUUUAUAUUUUACAAUUUAUUAAUUUAUUAUAUUAUAUUUUUGAUCAGAUUAAUCAAAGUUUAGACGUAGAUAAGUAAUGUGUUAAUGAACAUAUAUGUAACUUUUAAAAAAUUUAAGACUUUUGAAGACCGAAUCGUUUCUGACAACGUUCCUUUAAUAAAUUAUUUUUCACUUGAUAAUGUUAAAAAAAAUAAAUACAAACCUGAUGAUCUGAAAUUGAAAUAUUCAUAAAAGUAAACGUUACGAAGAAUUACUUAGUAAAACAACCUUAAAAUUUGAUUUAGUAUAAAUUCACAUAUUAUUGCUUUUUUUAGUCCUUUUAUAGAUGUAUAAUGCACAUUUGAAGUCGUAAAAAUAAAAUAGUCAAUAUAAAAUAAAAAAUUCUAAAAGUUUAUAUCAAUGCUGUUGUUGAAUAAUUUUUUUCUAAAAACAAAAUUCAUACAAUUGCUCAUUUCUUUAUAAUUUAAUUUUUUAAAUAGAAAAUUAGAUUGAACUGUUUAUGACACAAGUAUUAAACUUUUAAGAACUGAUUUCAAAACAAUAUCACUGAUAUCUCAAAAUAAAAAUUUUUUUAUUUUAUUAUAAAUAAAAAUUUUCUUUGCGGGAACUAAUAAAAAACAGUGAUAAUAGAUGUGAAAUGUAUUUUAUUUUAAUUGUGAAAAGAAAAGAAAAGAAUUUUAGAUAUUACUAUGUGACCUUAACAUUCGCAUAUAAAAUGAAUGGAUGUAUAUUGAAUAUUGUAGUAAAAAUUACAUAUAAAAAUGAAUUUUAAUGAAAA
Cotesia glomerata is the source of this 3416-nucleotide messenger RNA. RefSeq names its product protein EFR3 homolog cmp44E (gene stmA). Gene Ontology annotation, biological process: protein localization to plasma membrane. The coding region runs from base 239 to 2635 and encodes 798 amino acids. Lineage: Eukaryota; Metazoa; Arthropoda; Insecta; Hymenoptera; Braconidae. The record is from RefSeq and is a predicted model, not a curated record. Gene Ontology annotation, cellular component: plasma membrane. The transcript has 10 exons.